Molecule: messenger RNA, 2290 nt
Organism: Lentinula edodes (shiitake mushroom)
Lineage: Eukaryota; Fungi; Basidiomycota; Agaricomycetes; Agaricales; Omphalotaceae
Exons: 2
Coding region: 389-2170 (593 amino acids)
Source: RefSeq, a predicted model, not a curated record
AUGAUAUCAGCCAUCACAAGCAUGCACUGAGUCGUCUUCCUCUUCACCCUUCUUUGAUAUCUGAUGCAAGGCGGGAUUGGGAAGGAGUUGGUCUUCAAAGGCAGCUGAAUUGACACAAAAGAGGAAAGGGGUCUCUUCAGGCUCUCGAUACAUUCGGCGGCAAAAGAAAGAGACUGCGGAGGAGGAUGCGAACAGUUACCAAAAAAAGUAUCAAAGGCGCGUGGGGCGGGUUGAAAUUAAUCUUAUCAGCCCAAUCAUAUCUAAAAGUUGCAGUCGACUCGGGCGCUUGUUGUUCUCCACAUCAUCUCCUCAUCCUGCAACUCCUGCUCAAUCAAGCAUCUCGUCUCCAGUAUCUGGAACUCCUCGUUGGACUCACAACAGCUCCUUCAUGCACGACGGACAUACGCCCCGCACCAGUCACCAGGCCGAUCUCAAAGAGGUUAUGCGUACAGAGCUCGGAGACCACACAUGGCAGCUCCCUUUGGAUCGCGUUGCGAGGAUGUUAUCUCCUAAAAACCGCAAAAAUCCCCUAGAUGACAAAGUUAUUGACCAUCUCGGCAACUACGCCUGUGUUUCUGAUUCGCCCGGGUUCAUGAAAAUGUUGAAAAACACUGUGAUGAAGCUCGGACCACAAGUAAAGGAUAUCCAAUGGCCCAGCGGCCCCGACGAACGUCCGUUCUAUACUCCACUAGCUCAGUUUCUAAACGCGUGUGUCUCCGUCUGCAAGGAAGAACUUACGGAUGACGAACGCUACACCAAAGGUCCAUUUCACGACCUCGAGUUCAUUGUGUACGAUAAGGAGACCCAGGAUAGUGUGAAUGGGGCGUCUCCUACGAAACCUCAUCUAGUGGGAGGGAAAAAGCUUAUGGCCUUCCCCGACAGUGACGACUGUAAGGUCAAAUCCGCUCAGCUUUACUGGAAUACACCUGACAAGAAUGCGUCACCCAUCUUGCUGCCUGUAGAAGUGAAGGACAACUGGAUAGAAUUGGUGUGUCAGGCCGCGACCUACGCGCGAUGUCCGCUUCGGCAGUAUUCAUUGGUACUUGGAUACAACCACAAGGAGGGCACCUUCAGGUUUCUUAUCUUCUAUCGCGGAGGCCUAUCUGCCUCUCUUCCCCUCGAUCUGCGUGACGAAAAUUCACACGAAUCUCUCCUUCAUGUCUUCCUGUCUCUUCUCGAUUGUUUUCAUGCGGGAGAUGCCGGUAUGGCAGCGUGGUGCGUCAAGCUCCCAGUUGACAAUUCUGAUAAACCUGAUUACAUCGUCGCCAACAUCAAGGAGGUUCUUCAUGAUGGUAAUAGCUGUAGAGGUAGAGCAAGUCAGGUUACACGGAUAUCGUAUAGCGUUCGAGAGGAUGUCUCUACUUCACCUCUCCCAGUUGUGGCAACAACUCCUCUAUUUCUAGUCAUACAGUUGAGAUGUUCAGCACGCGUCGCUAAUGCUGAGGUUAAGAAGGGAGUCGAAGCACCUGCGAACUCUAAGAAGAGUUCUAGAAAUCAGGUUGAUUCGCGUACUCGAUCAGAGACAAAGGCAUCAAAUAUCCCUGACCCAUCGACUCUCGCUAUCACGCCGAUUAGUGCAUAUGGGCCAACUCGAGAUCUUGAAGAUGUGAAGCAGGAGCUAAUGAUCUUGAUGAAAUCCUUGAAUCCGCGUAGAGGCAUAAUUUCCCAUGGAUUGAUGAAAGCUACAUGGCCAAAACGCGAUCUCGCUUCAGGUCGUUCCUCAGUCCCGGAAACGUGGAUGCUCAAUGUGUGUGGUGACAAGUUCGGAACUUGGCAGCAUUAUUAUGAUUUUCCAGCAAAUCACUCACAUGGAACCCGGACAUCCAACGACAUUUUUCUUCCAACCGAGAUGGAAUUAAAGAAAGGAGUGGCGGAAUUUCAUUGGGACCUUUUUUCUCUACACCAAAAGUAUAGUACACCCUUGCCUGAAUAUCGAAGCCUUCGGUUUCACGUUGGGAAACUGAUUGGAACCUCCCUGGUUUCCUCUCCCAGCCCGCUUGUGUUGUUUACAGCCAUCCUCCACGCAAUGCUAGGAUGGCUUACAAUAUGCCAGGAAGCGCUUCAACAUCGAGAUGUAAGUGUUGGGAAUGUUCUGAGACUGGAAAACCCGGUCGAAAUGCCACUUCCAUGGCCAUGUCUCGGGAAACUGAGAUAUUUCAAGGGCAGAUAACAACAGACUUGAAUUGGAUUGAAUUACGCGGAAAUCGAACAUGGAGAAAAGGAGACGUCGCCACUGUAGAUUUUGUCUCUGUGCUUCAAUCCGAGUCAAUGGCCAUCCUGGAUAUCGUCU